Molecule: messenger RNA, 1443 nt
Organism: Trichoderma virens Gv29-8
Lineage: Eukaryota; Fungi; Ascomycota; Sordariomycetes; Hypocreales; Hypocreaceae
Exons: 1
Coding region: 1-1443 (480 amino acids)
Molecular function (GO): aldehyde dehydrogenase (NAD+) activity
Source: RefSeq, a predicted model, not a curated record
AUGAAUCCUGGAAAUAUUGAGACACGUCUCCACAUCAAUGGAGAAUGGCUUCCUGGAAAAUGCGGCAGGACGUUUCCAGCAUUUAACCCCACAACCGAGGAAAAGAUUGUCGAUGUCCACGAAGCAGACUGGCAGGAUGUAGAUCUAGCAGUCCAAGCAGCUGAAGCUGCAUUCCCAGCAUGGCGAGACCUGUCCAUGUUUGAGAGAAUAUCAAAGUGCCUCAAGUUGGCCGAGCUCAUUGAGCGUGAUAAGCAUGAGAUUGCGCAGCUGGAAGCAUCAAAUAUGGGAAUGCCGAUAUCUGCCUACCUCGCAUGCAUAUCUGGUGCCAUUGAUGGUAUCAAGCAUGCGACUGGCUUGGCACAUGACAUCCACGGGGAAACAAGUUUAAACACACCCGGAUUUGUCACCUUUACUCUACGACAGCCUUUUGGUGUUUGUGCCGCAAUUAUUCCCUGGAACGUGCCUAUCGUUAUGUGGUGCGGUAAGGUGAUUCCGUGCGUGGUGACAGGAAACACCAUUGUACUGAAGUCUUCAGAGAAGGCACCCUUGACAUCCCUGAAGUUAGCCGCUCUGGCAGUUGAAGCCGGCUUCCCCCCAGGUGUCAUUAAUGUAUUAUCUGGAUUUGGCCAUACAGCCGGGCAGGCAUUGUCGCGCCAUAUGCAGAUUCGCAAGAUCUCCUUUACAGGUUCGACUCGUGCGGCCAAAAUGGUCAUGGAAGAGGCUGCAAAGAGUAAUAUGAAGAGAGUUUGUGUCGAAACCGGAGGAAAGAACCCGGCUGUCAUUUUUGAUGAUGCAGAUUUGGAGAAAGCUGCCGAGUCGGUAGCAGCCAGCAUCAAGUUCAACUCUGGGCAGAUAUGCGUUUCAAACUCACGCAUAUACGUUCAAAGAGCAGUGUUCUCAGAGUUUGUGGAUACUUUCAAACCUAAGUUUCUGGACAUCGCUGUGGGCGAUCCGUCUCUCGAAUCGACAAACUUCGGUCCCCAGGUAGAUAAGACACAGUUCGACAAUAUUCUCAAAUUAAUUGAUGAAGCAAAAGACGACGGUGCUUCCUUGAUCUCAGGAGGUUGUCGGGCCAAGGAUAAAGGCUUUUAUAUCCAGCCUACUAUCUUCGUUCAAGUACCCAAAAGCGCCAAUAUUCUGAAGACGGAAGUCUUUGGCCCAGUCGUUGCCAUUCAGCAGUUCGAUACAGAAGACGAAGUGAUUGCCGAGUGUAACGAUACACAGUAUGGUCUCCACGGCACCGUCUUCACACGAGACGUGUCGCGGGCAUUUCGGCUGGUGAAAGCCUUUGAGGCGGGUAUGAUCACGGUGAACUGCAGCAGUGAAGUGGGUCCGUAUGACAUGCCUUUUGGCGGCUGGAAAGAGUCCGGUACUGGCAGAGAGAAUGGUCGCAUGGGGUUGGAAUCGUAUUUUGAAGUGAAGUCGGUGACACUAAAGCUGUAG